Molecule: messenger RNA, 324 nt
Organism: Lipotes vexillifer (Yangtze River dolphin)
Lineage: Eukaryota; Metazoa; Chordata; Mammalia; Artiodactyla; Lipotidae
Gene: PPDPF
Product: pancreatic progenitor cell differentiation and proliferation factor
Exons: 4
Coding region: 1-324 (107 amino acids)
Biological process (GO): multicellular organism development; cell differentiation
Source: RefSeq, a predicted model, not a curated record
AUGGCAGCCAUCCCCUCCAGCGGCUCGCUCGUGGCCACCCACGACUACUACCGGCGCCGCCUGGGCUCCACUUCCAGUAACAGCUCCUGCGGAAGUGCCGAGUACCCUGGGGAAGGCAUCCCCCGCCACCCCGGUCUCCCCAGAGCUGACCCGGGACACUGGUGGGCCAGCUUCUUUUUCGGGAAGUCCACUCUCCCGUUCAUGGCCACAGUGUUGGACUCAGAACCAGCCCAGGCCUCCACCGGCAUGAUCACCUGUGACCUGGCUCGGGAAGCCGUGGGGAAGCAGCAGCCUGGCCAGGCCAACUCCAGGCCCCCGUCCUGA